Messenger RNA from Cynoglossus semilaevis (tongue sole), 3888 nucleotides. RefSeq names its product zinc finger and BTB domain containing 40 (gene zbtb40). Gene Ontology annotation, cellular component: nucleus. Gene Ontology annotation, molecular function: protein binding; DNA-binding transcription factor activity, RNA polymerase II-specific; RNA polymerase II transcription regulatory region sequence-specific DNA binding. The transcript has 12 exons. The record is from RefSeq and is a predicted model, not a curated record. NCBI's taxonomy places the organism in Eukaryota, Metazoa, Chordata, Actinopteri, Pleuronectiformes, Cynoglossidae. Bases 318 to 2621 code for a protein of 767 amino acids. Gene Ontology annotation, biological process: regulation of transcription by RNA polymerase II.
AGCAUUCGAGGCGGAAUCAACGUAUGUGUGUUAAUAUACACGGCAGGGUUAAGUCUGACGACCAUUAGUCGACGUUCACGCUUUGUACUGUAUGUGUCAGUUUGUCUAAAUCCUAUCAAAGUGAACUGGGGUCAUGUUUCAAAUUUCAGGAUUCGUACAUCGAUAGCGUUGGCUAUAGCAUGGGUGCCAUCUAUAGUCAUGGUCUUGACCAUACUUUCAGUUGAUGACUUGUCGAAAGUAUUCGGGGUAAAUCUCCAGGGUCCAGCACAAACCAAAGACCACAUGUUGGACUGUGACACUUUAAAACAGCAGUGACAAUGAUGGAGCUCCCCAACUACAGCGCCAAACUAAUGCAGCAGCUGUGGGCCAUGAAGAAUGAGGGUCACUACUGUGACUGCACCAUCCUGGUAGGAAAUACUCCUCACCAAGCACAUAAGCUGGUGCUGGCUGCCUCAAGCACACUGUUCAGAUCUCUGCUUGACGACACUGACACCAUCUCUAUUGACACAGCAGUGGCCUCCUCGCAGGAGUUUGGCUGUCUGCUGGAGAUGGUGUACACCGGGAAGCUGCCUGUGGGCAAACAUAAUGUCACCCGCAUAGUUACUGCGGCAGACAGUCUUCAGAUGGUUGAUAUAGCCGUUGGUUUUAAAGAUGCCCUCAACCGCCUUGUCAGUCAGCAGCAGCCUGCAGUCUUUUUGGCAAAGACGACAAAUGUUAGCGUAACGCAAAAAUGCCACAGCGUGACAGUCAAUAGACCGUCCUCCUUCAACAUGGACCGCUCCACUUCGGACAAAACAGAGCACGAAGACGAACGAGCAGAGGAGCAACAAGGUCAAGAAGCUUGUGCGGAGGACUUUGCUCACUCUGAGCCUAAAGAAUGCAGAGACUCAGAAACUUCAGCUGAAGAAGUCAACAGACCAGCAAGUGAGGAACAAAGUGCUACAUCUGUUCUGGAACAUUCCUCUCAGCUCGUAGAACUCCUUGCCAAUGUGUCCUCAGCCCUGGAGCUGCUGAGACAGGAAGCACAAAGACACCUGGGUGAGCAGGAGAGACAGAUUGUGUGUCAGUGCUGUGAGGAGGCAGAUCCCAGCGCAGCGUUGGAGAAGCUGAAAAGCAGAGUGAAUGAACUGCAGCUCAGUAUGGAUGGGCUCCUGGAACGGCUGCGGACAGUCCAGGAGAAAGCCUUAGCCUCCUACAAACUGUCACUGGUCCCCCUGCUGGAGGACAAGGGAAGAGAGAGGAGCGACGAGGAGUCGACCAGCAGUCAAAAUACAGUGGAGUCUGUGAAGCUGAAUGCCGUCAGGAUAGAAGAGGAAGAGAAAGUGGACAUUCAGGAAAAGGAGGAAACUAAAAAUGAUGAAAAGGACAUCGACAGAGUGGGAACGUCCUCAGCCCUGUCUUCUACCUCUUCUAAACCCUACCCUUGUCGUUGGUGCAUGAAGGGUUUCACCUACAAAUGUCGAAUGAUGGCCCACAUGAGACGUUGCUCCUUGUCCCAGGAAUGUGACAAACAGUGCUCACAGUGCCCCAAGAAGCUGCCCAACCUGCAGGCGCUGCGGCGCCAUCAGGCUGAAGUUCACCACAUUGUCACCUGUAAGAAGAAAGUGGCCUGUGAUGUUUGUCAUCGAGUCUUUGCCCAUCCAUCAGGAUUGAUUUACCACAAACGAACAGAACACUUUGAGGAGAAGCGGUUCACCUGUCAAGUAUGUGACCUGAAGUUCGGAGCAAACUCUUCACUGAAAAAUCACAUGAGACUGCACACAGGAGAGAAACCAUACCACUGCAAGCACUGCACCAUGAGCUUCAGUGUGGCUGCUGCUCUCGCGUACCACACCAAAAAGAAGCAUUCUGAGGGAAAGAUGUACGAGUGUCAGUACUGCAAGGCUUCCUUCGCUCAGUCGAUUGAAUUGACACGCCAUGUGCGCACACACACUGGUGAUCGUCCGUAUGUGUGUCGGGAAUGUGGCAAAGGCUACAGUCAGGCCAGUGGACUGACUGUCCAUCUGAACAACUUCCAUAACAUAUCCCAGAACCAUGACUGUCAGAAGUGCUGCCUGAGCUUCUCCUCGCCCGAGGAGCAGCGACAGCAUAUCGAGAGGCUCCACUUGAACGACUUUCACAAAUGCCCCACAUGCAACAAAUUGUUCACCAGCAACAGUCUCUUACAAAAACACAUGGAAACACACACUGUAGCCAAACCGUAUCGCUGUGACCUCUGCAACAAGACAUAUCAGCAACUGUCAGGACUGUGGUAUCAUAACAGGACUAAUCACCCUGAUGUAUUUGCCAGCCACACUCGGCAGCUCAAGAUAUUGGUCCAAUGCAAUGUUUGUUUUAAGUUCUUCCCCAACACUGCCUGUUUGGCUGAACAUCAGGCUUCUGAGCACCAAGCAUCAAUCAUACAGUUUUCCCUGAGUCCAACUGUGGUGGGAGAAGAGAAGUUACAGGAACACAUCAGCAGUCAACAGGUCACCCACAGCACUGAGGUGGUUCCAGCAGACAGUGCAGAUGUGGAGUCGGAGCCGCUCCAGUUAGCAGCUGCCCAGCAGGUUUUUGUGGCUCUGACAGGUGGAGAAGAUGGAUCAUCCACAGGUGUGGUGGAAGUAAAUGUGCACAGUUAGAUAAACAGUGCAUUUACUAUAAUCUGAGGACAAAGAAUCUGAAACUCCUCCUUAGCUCCUCCACCGUAUGGUUUAACUUAUUCAUUUACUGUACUUUAAAUAACAGAAGUAUAGAAACUCACGUUUGCUGCACUAUGUUUCCAAGGUUAAGAACAUUUCUGAAGCCAUAAACUUAAUCAUGUUGACCUUGGUCAUAUUUGUUUGGUUUAAUAUUUUUUUGAAUACAUUUUUUUUACACAGUGAUGCCUUUUUAUUUGAAUGAGAUGUUUUUCAAUCUCCUCUGUGUUCCUCUCUUCUCUGCCCUCUACAGUAAUGGCAUAUGAAGCUGGUAGCCUUGUAAAAAAUUGUAUAAAUCUGUAAACCAAGGAAUCAACAGGUGCACACUGGUUUGAUCUUUCUUUGAGACUUGUUUAAUAAAUGGGAUAAAUAAUGGAUCUCUAUUUUUAAGUAUUUAGUUUGUAAAUAAUCCGUUUGUGGUUCUGUAUUCAGAUUCUGUUCUGUUAACCACAUCUUCAUAUUGUUUCUUUGGGUGAAACAUCUAUUUUAUUUACUAAGAAAUUAACAUUAAAUUAUGAAAGCAAUCAAAAAUGAGAAGUCCCCAUUGUAAACUGAAACCUGAAGCAAAAUGAUACUGGUGUAAUUGUGUUCUUUAAAUAAGAAAUAUAGUUCUGACCAAGCUAAAAACACUCUAACAGUGUUUCUUUUUUUGUUGCAUGACAUAAAGAUCCUAUAUAUUAAUAAUAUAUAUGCUGAAAUCCUUGAGAAAUCCUGUGUUGUGGAUAAAUCUCUAAGUUAAGAUAAGUCUUUGGGAAAAUUUAUUUCAGGAACAUAACAUGUAUAAAUGUAGAAAUUGUACAGACUAUGUAAAUAAUACUCAGAUUUUUAUACCCCAACAUCUGCUGAUCUUUUGUUGUUGUCAUUUAAAUGUUUUUAUUAAAUAGGAAGGCUUGGCUAUUAAAAGCCAAAGGUUAACAAACAACAAUAAUAAAGCCCAUUAUCAGUCAAAUGUCCUUUGCUUUAUUUGUUUAGCAUGUGUAACUAUGAUGUCUUGUAAUACCAGGAAUCUAACCUAAGCCUGCCCCCCAAAACUAAAGCCUCUAUAUAUAUUUUUUUAGUUUGAAAAAUUUGGAUUUCACAUUUGACACCAAUUAAGCGCUACAGUAAUCAAUUUAAUUUUUAACGCAAUGAAAAACAGUCACUCUUACGCACAAGCGCAGAACAAAUCUUGUCCGUUUGUUGUUGAGUAGCUCUUACUUCCGUUCAGCCU